AUGGGAACUAGAAAUUCGAAAAACCAAACUAAUGUGAAUUUAUCCGACAAAGAUUUUGAAAAAUUGAAAAAAAUUACUGAUAAAAAUGAUGAGGAUAUUGAACAAUGGUUCGAUAAAUUUCGACAAACUUAUUCGGAUGGUUACCUUGAUAAAAAAGGAUUAUCUCAAAUGAUAAAAGAACUCCAUCAUACAAAUUAUAUAAUCGACGAAAACAAUGAAAAAUAUUUUGAUUAUAUUGCAGAGCGGAUAUUUUCAAUAUUUGAUAAAAAUCACGAUGGUAAAAUAGAAUUAACGACAUUUAUUAAUGAUUAUAUCGCUAAGAUCGAAGGUAACAAUGAAAACAAAUUAAAUUAUUCAUUCGAAAUUUAUGACCACAACAAAGAUAAUUUUAUUGAUAUUAAUGAAUUAAAAACAGUUUUACGUUGGCUAUUUUGCAUUUUGAAUAUAAGCGAAGUAGAGCUUGAAGCACAAGUUAUCACAAUUAUGACGAUGUUUGAUAAAGAUAAUGAUGAAAAAUUAUCACGUCAAGAAUGGACUGAUGGUUGUUCACGGGAUGUCGUCUUGGCAAAAUUACUGGAUCCAUUCCUUCUAACGAAAUAG
This is a messenger RNA of Didymodactylos carnosus, 600 nucleotides long. NCBI's taxonomy places the organism in Eukaryota, Metazoa, Rotifera, Eurotatoria, Philodinida, Philodinidae. The record is from the annotation of a GenBank genome assembly.